ACACGUGCGCCUUUUGGUUAGUAAACAAAAUACAACAUGGGCUCAGGCAAAGAAUGCAUAGCCUGGCUGUCAGACGAGGCAACUCCGUUUGCGGAACGUGUCGAGUUUGGCCUGAAUUUGUGGCAAUCUGUGGAUUAUACGUACUCCAACAAAUACGAAGUGUUCAUAGAAUGGCUGGCCACAUCCCUGCGCGGCAACGAGCUGCCGGUGGCACAACUGAUGCGACUGUUCCAGCUGCGUGCGCAGCCGGGCAUGGUCAGCCAGGACUGCAAAGCCUCAUUGGUCCAGGCUCUGUUGAACACCAUUGAUCCCGCGAAAUGUCAGGACAAUACAGCCCUCAAGCUGCUGCAAAGCAUGUUCAAUUUCGAUCUACUCCAGGAUGUAUUGCGAGCCGACUACACACUCAUCUGCCGCUGCUAUGGCACACUCUUUGACUGCCAGCAAAGGUGCCUCAAGCUGAGAGCUGAAGGACAGGUUGCGCAGGAGGAGCUGCAAACGGACGCAGAAAUCGUUGUGGCCAUGAUCAAGCAGCUGGCCGAGAUUGCCCGCCGUUCCCAAAAGGUACGCAAGCUCCGAGUCUGCUACGAUGAGCUGACAGUGCGUCCUUUGGUGGAGCUGAUGCUCAACCUGAAGUCGUCCUGCAUCGAGGAGAUGGCUGGCCUGGAGAAGCAGAUGCAGGGCCAGUUCAUCCUAUCGCGCAUCUCCAACCAGCCCCUGCACGUGGUGCUGCUGCUCCUCGAGUGCAGCGUUCUGAAUAGCCGCUACGAUACCGACCUUCUAUCCCAACUCCUUACAAUGGUACUCGAAGAGAGAGCUGUCGACGGGCCACGGCACAGCCUGACACUGGUUGCCUACAUGCUGGAGACACUGCGCAAAUACGACGUAUCCCUGCAAUUUCCCAUGGCCAAGGAACAGCCACAAGAAACAAAUCCCAAUCCGGAGGCGUCCUCCGAUGGCGAGAAUGUUUCAACGGUUGUCUUAAAGACGAAGACAAAGGCGAAAGCGAAGAAAGAGUCGGAGAUGGAGACAGAGAAAAAUGGCAAACAAACUAGUGCCUUUGUGUAUGUAUCGGAGCAACUGCUGCAGCUGGUCAAGAAGCACAAGCAGCAUCAUCUGCGUCCAGUUCUGAUGCUGCUCUGCUCGGCACUGCGCCUGAAUCCGCUGUUGCUGGAGUCCAGCAGCUAUCAGAUCACCAUCUGGAUGAUGACAGCCCCCAAGAGGAGCGCCGAGGAGGAGCAUUUGUAUUCCGCGUACCUUGUACUGUUGCUGGACAUGUUCCGGCGUCUGAGUCGGUCCGAGCGCUUCAUUAUGAACCUGCUCAAGUCGCUCAAGGAUUGGCUGGCCAAAUACCAGCUGCCAUCGACAGGGGUGCCCGGCAAGAGGAAGCGCGAGCAGGAGCCGGAGGAAGGCGACGACCUUGACCCCGAAGAGAAGCGUUUCAUCAGCCUGAUCUUUGCAGAAUGCGUGCCAGCGACAGGCUCGUCAGAGACCUCAGCGAACGAUGAAUUCAAACAUUUGGCGCAUUUCUGGCCUAGCCACUCGGCCGGUGCCGCCUUCUCAGCUCUGGUGGGGCUGCUCAAGGCUAAGCCAUCAAUGGUAAUUUGGAAGACCCUGCUGCACGCCUUGAUGGAGCUCCUGCAGGAUACUCCACCCACAGACAUUCUGCCCGCGAACCAGGAGUUCGCCCGAGAGCUGAUCGUCGCUCUGCUCUGUCAGUAUCUGCAGGGUACCCGCCUCACCGAGCAUCUGCAUCUUUAUCUGGAGGAGGUCGACGAACAGAUGAACCGCACGGCCGAAUUGCUAGAGCGGUUUGGCCGACUGCUGCUUAGCCAGGAGCAUAACCGUCGCUCCAUGGACGCCUUUCUCGAAUGCCUGAAGUGGGCCAGGAGCUACGAGGUGCUCCUGUUCCACUACUGGACGGAUGCCAAACCGAAGACUCGCACCCAGCGGCGUCGCAGCUUCCUGCCACCCGACCAGUGGCGGCUCAUCCAGCAGCGGGUCUUCAACUUCGGCACGACCGCCUGUGGCCAGCGCCUGCACCGUCUCGAGCUGCAGCUGGUCGGCAGCGGCUGGCUGGCGGAGGAAGCCUUGGCCGAUCUGGUCAGCAACCAGCAGCUGCACACGCUCUCGCGGCAACAAAAGCAGCUGCGCCUCCAACAGAGGCUGAACGACCUGGAUCGGGACACCGUCAUGGAGGAUGCUGAGUGCGUAGAGCUGCUCUGUCUACAGCAACUGAUCGAUUAUGCAGCGGUCCUACGAACAGCCAAUGUCAAGGGGUCGCUGCUGGCCAAACUGAAGCUGGAAGAGCUGCCAGAGGAGGCUCACCUGGCGGCUACCAUUCACAAGAAGGCAGCGCCCGGCAAGGAGUUGAAAUUGCCCCCGUCGCAGCAGUUGAUUGAGUUUCUGCAAGGGCAACAUCACAACGAGCUGCCCAGUAAGAUUAAGUUCCGUCUCUGGCUGACGCUGCUCGCCCUUUAUCAUGAUUUGAGUCGCAGCGACCAGCAGCAGCAGGCCAUAGAUGUGCUGGAGCAACUGAUAGAUCUGAUGCACUUUGGUCAGCCGUUGCCCAUCUGCAGUCACUUUCCACAGCUGCGGGAGCUGCUCUCGUUGGUGCCCACCACCUCCGCGACUGGCUGGAAGUUCUACGAGACGCUCUUUUCUCGCUGCAUCCGCCUUCACGCGGCUGGCAGCGAGGCCUUCCUCGCCAGCUGCUCACAGUACAUCACGGAAGAGCUGGGCGGCACCAUGAAGCUGCCCGCGGAGGGGUUACGUUUCCUACUGCUGGCCAUUGAAACGACAGCAGCCGCCACAGGACCCCAUGCCAAGCAUAUGCAGCGACAGGUGCAGCCGCUGCUGGAGAUCUUUGGCCAGAUUGUGGCGCACAAGUUCCGGCCAACAAAGAAGAAGGAAACGUCCGACUACAAAUCGUUUGUGGAUGAAACAAUCAAAAGCUAUGGCACCUAUGUCAGCAGCUGCAUCAAUCGGGCAGACAAGCAGAAGAAGGCGGCCGCCUCAGAGGACGCCCAGAAAGCGACGAAGGUUGAGGCGGCGCAGGACGUGCAACCCAUAGAUGAGGACUUUCGACGCAUCUGCAAGAUCUACAUUGGACACUCGCUAAACUACAAGAAUCCACAUGCUUUGAGGCUGCUUAAUGUGGCCAUCUCCCAUCGCCAGAAGCUGCAUUUUGAUCCAGACGAAGUCGAAUUCGUGCUGAGUAGCUAUUGGAAGCAGCUCUACUCAGAUAUAGCUGCGGGCGAUAUUGCGGCCCUGGAUGUCAACUGCCUAGAGCUGGCCUUCCCGCUGAUCAUUGGCUACAAGACCAAAGAGGAUCUGUUGGUCCUGCUGCGCAUGCUCACCUCGGAGGUGCAGGGUUUACCAACGCCCCUGAGCCCGAGCCACCGGACCGAGCUGCAAAAUGUCCUAACCAUACUAUCCUUCAUCGCCAAAUGCUCUGUGAGCACCAUCAAGGGAGCGAUGAUCAACAAACAUUUUGAGAUUGUCAGCACCAACGUGGCCGGCCGGCUGAAGGACAAUACCCACAACAGCAAGAGCUUCGCCCUCAUCCUGCUGGAGGCUCAGCGCAACUUGGCCAACAAUCGGACAGUGCCGCUGACAAACGAGUCCCUGGAAUACCUGUUCGGCACCAUGAGUGUGGUGGCCAUCGAUCAAUUUAUCGAACGCGGCGGCAACUGGAACGACUUUAACCAGCUCUAUGCGGCGCUCACCGACAACUGUGUGGUGCUGCUGCGUCAGCAUGCGAACCUGGUGUCCGAUCGGGCUGGCCAGCUGUCCGCUGUCUGUGAGACUCUGGUAAAGGCAAUUGUCGGCUAUCGGUCCGGUCGACAGAGGGCCCAGGACCUCACCGAGUUGGAGCUAGACGGACUGGCCGAGCUCGGCCUCAAGCUGGCCACGGUGAUGGCCAGCAUUGGGGCCACACAGUCGCUGCCCUUGAAGCGAGUCGCACCGUUUCUUCUGACAUUCACCAUCAAUCAGAUGGUGGAAACGGAGCGCCCAACCACCAUCUUUGAGAAGGUCAAAGUGAACAUGGAGCGCGUGUGCCACGAGUUGAUUGGUAUAAGCGACCACCGGUCGGGUCAGUUUAUCCUGCGGCACAACACCACAGCGGGGACGAACAUGUACACCAGACUGCUCAAGGACCACGACAAGUAUCACAAGUUCAGGGGAAAGGUGUAAAGUAAGGAAGAAAAUCUUCAUUUCUUUUCUGUUGUUGUUCCACAAAAUACAUUUAUCUCUACAUUAGCACGUGAAUAUAAAUUAAUAGAGAAUAAACCAAUAAUCAGACAUA
This is a messenger RNA of Drosophila persimilis, 4306 nucleotides long. RefSeq lists its product as uncharacterized. NCBI's taxonomy places the organism in Eukaryota, Metazoa, Arthropoda, Insecta, Diptera, Drosophilidae. The transcript has 6 exons. The record is from RefSeq and is a predicted model, not a curated record. Bases 37 to 4194 code for a protein of 1385 amino acids.